Myodes glareolus (Bank vole) is the source of this 1835-nucleotide messenger RNA. RefSeq names its product inositol polyphosphate-1-phosphatase (gene Inpp1). Gene Ontology annotation, molecular function: inositol-1,4-bisphosphate 1-phosphatase activity. The record is from RefSeq and is a predicted model, not a curated record. Gene Ontology annotation, biological process: phosphatidylinositol phosphate biosynthetic process. Lineage: Eukaryota; Metazoa; Chordata; Mammalia; Rodentia; Cricetidae.
GAGAGGCAGGGCACCUCCCCGGCUUUGCAGCGGUGACCUCCGCCGGUCCUCCAGGCCGCUCGCCCUCCGGCUGCGCCCGCCCCAGGACGCCGGCGCCGGGUCCCCGCGCGACUACCUCCCGGCGUUGGCACUCCCCUCCUCCUACUCGCUCGCCCCUCCUCCGCCUCUUCCGUUUCAGAGGGAAAGUCUGCAGCCUCCUUCUGGGCUCCGCAUCCCCGCUUAGGUAAUCCUCUUUCCUGCUUACGCCACCCCUCCCCGGUGUCCCCAGCGCCAGCGUCUCCUCCUCCGCGCAUCUGGGUCCCCACGAGCGGCGCGCGCUCCAUCGCCUCCGCGGAGGGCAGCCGAGAGCCAGAGGAGCCAGAGGGCGGGGGAACCUUUAGAAAUGUCAGACGUCCUUCGGGAGUUGCUCCGCGUCUCCGAGAAGGCUGCUAACAUCGCCCGGGCGUGCCGGCAGCAGGAGGCCCUCUUCCAGCUGCUCGUCCAGGAGAAGAAAGAUGCGGAGAAGAACAAGAAGUUCGCGGCGGACUUCAAGACCCUGGCGGACGUGCUGGUGCAGGAAGUCGUAAAGCAGAACAUGGAGAAUAAGUUUCCAGGCUUGGGGAAAAAAAUUUUUGGCGAAGAAUCCAAUGAAUUUACAAAUGAUUUGGGGGAGAAGAUCACUGUGGAGCUGCGGUCCACGGAGGAGGAGACAGCAGAGCUUCUCAGCAGGGUCCUGGAUGGCAACGUGCCGGCGUCUGAAGCGCUGGCGAAGGUGGUGCACCAGGAUGUGGACCUAACUGACCCCACUUUGGAGUCCUUGGAGAUCAGGGUCCCACAGGACAUUCUGGGGAUUUGGGUGGACCCCAUAGAUUCAACCUAUCAGUAUAUUAAAGGUUCUGCCAAUGUGAAAUCCAACCAGGGAGUCUUCCCCAGUGGGCUUCAGUGUGUGACGAUUUUGAUUGGUGUCUAUGACAUACAGACAGGCGUGCCCCUGAUGGGAGUCAUCAACCAGCCUUUUGUGUCUCAGAAUCUAACUACGCUAAGGUGGAAGGGACAGUACUAUUGGGGCCUCUCCUACAUGGGGACCAACAUCCAUUCCCUGCAGAUCACCCUCUCUAAAGGGACCGGCGGUGGAACCCAGACUGAAAACUCAGACGGGGAGCUCUCCCGCCCCCUUUCCGCAGUCAUCAGUACCAGCGAGAACGAGGCCAUCAAAACCGCGCUGUCCCGAGUGUGCGGAGGCGGCGUCUUCCCGGCAGCGGGGGCCGGCUACAAGAGCCUCUGUGUAGUCCAAGGCCUGGUUGACAUUUACAUCUUCUCAGAGGACACCACGUUCAAGUGGGACUCCUGUGCCGCCCACGCCAUUCUGAGGGCCAUGGGUGGGGGCAUGGUAGACAUGAAAGAGUGCUUGGCGCGAAGUCCCCAAGCGGGGCUGGACUUGCCGCAGUUGUUGUAUCACACAGAAAACGAAGGUGCUUCUGGAGUGGAUCUCUGGGCCAACAAGGGAGGACUGAUAGCCUAUAGGUCCAGGCAUCGGCUGGACACUUUCCUGAGCUGCCUCAUCCAAAACCUUGGGCCUUUGAAGACACAGACAUAGGGCCCUGACCUCAAUUUGCCCUAAAGCCGAACCGAACCCCCUUUGUGUUGUCUGUUCUCCAAGAUAGUUCUGUCUUGUUGUUUAAUGUUCCCUUGCCUCUUUUCAGGAACAUUUCCCCGUUAUGUGUUCAUUAUGUUAAUUUCUGUAAAUUAAUGACAUUCAUGUCACAACUAAGUUGGUAUAUGAUAUUCUUACAGGGAACCUUGUUCUGUUAAUGUUGCUUGGAACCCUUCAAUAAAAUUCCAAAGGAGCAGUGAAA